Messenger RNA from Hydractinia symbiolongicarpus, 11053 nucleotides. Its product is annotated as C2 domain-containing protein 3-like. Gene Ontology annotation, cellular component: centriolar satellite; centriole. The record is from RefSeq and is a predicted model, not a curated record. Bases 4581 to 10919 code for a protein of 2112 amino acids. Gene Ontology annotation, biological process: centriole elongation; cilium assembly. The transcript has 25 exons. Lineage: Eukaryota; Metazoa; Cnidaria; Hydrozoa; Anthoathecata; Hydractiniidae.
CAUAUACUAAACUUAGGAUGUUGUUAAGCAUCAUUGCUGAUUUUAUAAACAUUUUGUGCCUUGGAAGAUCAGUUUGUUUUUUUAAAAGCUAGGCUACAGCAGUCUCUUGGAAACAGACUUUAGUUUUUUAAAACAUUGUGUGUAGUAGAGUAGAGCAAGACUUAACUGUUUUCAAAGAUGCUCUGUUGAAUGCAUAUCAGCCCAAAGAAAAUUACAUCACAGUUUCUUGACCUAAAAAUAGUCAAAAAUAUGCAGGAAAAUAAUAUAUAUUAUUCGUAACUUGUUGUCUAUGUGAGAGGUUUUUAUGGUCAAGUAUUCGUCCCAGAAUUCGUUGAUUGAAACAGCGCACCAUACAAGGCUUUAGGAGCUCUGCAUGACCAAGUACAUCAUCAUUAUCAUCAUUCUCGGCUUAACGUCCCUUUUCCAUGCUAGCAUGGGUUGGAUGGUUAUAUUAAUGACCCUCUUCCAAUCUGAUCUCUAGACUGUAUUAGAUCUAAACUCAAAUUCCUCUGUUUCAAGUCUGUUCUUAUAACCUCCUGAAAAGUCUUUCUCGGUCUGCCUCUGGGCUUGGCCCCAGAAACUAUCAAGUCUCUACACUUUCUUACCUAAUUAUCCUCCUCCAUUCUUUCCAAGUGCCCCAGCCAAUUCAAUCUUCUUAUCCAGAUAACAUCUUUAAUUCUACAGAUACUUAGCCUGCUUCUUAGCUCAUCUAACCUCUUUUUGUCUCUCAGACUGGCGUUACACAUCCAACUAACCAUUCUCAUAUCAUUCCUUUAUAAAUACACAAAUAUAAAUAUCUAUAUUAUAAUACCCGUAUACGUCUGUCCGUCUGUCCUGCAAAAUGGUACCGAAAGUAGCGAGACGCACGUUAUGCGGUUUAAAAAGAACUGGCAAACCCGUGGAUUUUCCACGAGCCACCGACUAGUAUAAUAUAGUACAUAAAUAUAAAAAUAAAACUAGUUGGUGGUCCGUAGAUAAAUCCACAGGUUUGGACCGUCUUUUAUAUACUACUUAUCUUGUGUCUCUUUAUGGCACUUACCACUGCCAAGAGACCUCGCCCCCAGGGAGUUGUCUUUUUUAAUACAGCAGUAAUCAAGACUGAAAUAGGCAGAAACACAUAACUAAAGGUAUUUAAAAAGCUGCAUUAAAUAGCAAUGGUCAUAAAAAGUAAGAUAUGCAUUCUAUAUAUUAUGCUAGAUCAUGUCAAUUAUUGAGUUGAAUGCACUUCACCAAGCUAUCACACAUUGCAUCCAGGAGAAGCAUUUUGUUGGGGGAAGAGAAUGAAAAUAACUACUAAAUGAUAAAUCAUUGUAAAAAGUGGCAAGCUAAGCAGAAAGCAGGGAAGCUAUAUCUGCCUAGUUGAGAAUCAUCUAAACAACUUUUUAAUUUGGUUUUUAAAUACAUCCUCAAAUCUUAUUCUGUGUGGAAAAUACGUACAAAAGCUACAUGGGUACAGCAAUUUAUUCUAUGCUCAUAACAUUACUUUGAAAAUCUUCUCAAAUGUUCUUAAUUUUGGAGGAAGAGGUAUGAAUAAAAGUAACAUAAAUCACACAUAUUCCCGAAAGGUGCUUGAUAGUAAAUUUAAUGAUAUAUACACAGGUAACAAAAACAUUUUGAAUUCUUCACAGGAUAUAUGGUGUUACCAAGGGCUAUUUUGGCCUAGGUUGACUAUAAUAACAUUUGAAAAUUGUAUAAUAAAAUGACAUGUUAAAAUAUAUAUCUGUAUUAAAUUAAAACGAAGCUUUUCGUAAGUAUGCUUACAUCAUCAGGUAUAAAACUUAAAAAUGUGUGCUCAUAUAUAUACAAAAAUUACAUAAUUAAAACAUCGUCUAGGGGAUUUAUAAAAUCUAAUUUGUCAUAAAAUUAUACUUUUUUAAGUUAUGCCAUUAUGAAAAAGUGUUAAUAUGUUAUAGUCUAAUUGUUCAUUUAAAGUUGGGUUCUGUAUCUGCAUAAAUAUGCUUUUUACGAAAACCCUGAGGCCCUUGAAAUUAUUUUCCACGUAAACGAGUGACCACUAUAUGUAACAACAUGCAUGGAUGGCUCUGACUUUUCUUUCAUCGAAUCAUGCUCUCUCCAGCAGAUUUCUGCAUUACGGAUUGUUUCGCCAAUGUAAUUCUUGCAACACGAGCACAGGAUGGAUAUCUGUUUCUGUCUUUUUAAUGAAACAAAGAUUUUAUUUUCUUUGUUGACCAUAAUACAAUGAAAAUAAAACGGUUAUUAUUAAACUCAUUAAGUUUGUUAAUAAAUUUUUAAAAUCCUUUUCAUUUUGAUCACAAAAUGGUAACCUGAAAAACAAUUUUUUCUUUUCUUCAAAUAACCAAUCAGGAAUAAUGUCCACCUCCUCGUUAUUUUUAAAAUUAUCAAUGACACUUGAUAUAAACUUGCAAGGGAAAUUUGCUUUCUUAUAUUUCUCUUGUAUGUACUUUACUUCCUCUCCAAAGUUGCUAGAGAUUUUUUGUACUCUGUGAAGGUCUCCACUUACAGCAUUUCUUUUAUAUCUUAUCAGGACUGCCGACUUUCAAUAGGUAGCUAAUUUAAUUUAAUUUCGAUAUACCAUUGUUUCAAAUGUAUUACCUUUUCUAAUUAUGUGUGUAUCAAGAAAUUUCGUUGGGUUCUUCUCAACGGUUAAUUUAAUAUUUGGGUGAUAACUAUUGAGUGCUUCAUGUAAUAAGUCAUGUUUAUUAAUUUCUGUUUCUUUCUGUUUAUUUCUUCUAUUAUUUUGUUUUAAUAUACAUUAUGGCGAAAAAGAAACUACUCAUAUGAAAAUUGCUAUAACUUAAAACAAAAUAAACUAAAAUUGUUUAAGAAUAUCUCAAAAACAGUGUUUAAUCUCUCACACAGGUAAAUUUGUAAUGAACAUUGAUUCAUAAGCUCAGCAUUUUAGGGAUUUUUGUGUACCAAGAUAGAUGGGUAGAUGUGCAUAUUAUACAUGGCUAGCCUUACAAAUAUCGAGGUAAAUGCUGACCUAAUCUAACACAGCGAUGGCAAAAAAAUACAGACAAAAAAUGGCAAAAUCGCAAACAAGUGGAAUAAUAAAUAAUUUCUUUAUCCUUUCUGUUCCUUUUUUGUUUUGUUCGUUUGUGCGUAACAUCAUAGUGACAUCUUCAAAUGAAGAACUGUAUUGAAAACUGUAAAAAUAUUGCUUUAUUCCAUAAAUAUAUCAUGUCCUCUUUCUUGGGGACAAAGUUCAUUAUGGAUCUCUGAUUGCUUUUACUUUAUGCAGUUUCAGUUUCCAGCCAAUGUGAGACUAAAUGCACUUAGUGAAAAGCAUUUUUGAAGGUCUAGAAAAUUCAUGGUAUGUAAGACCACUAUAACUUCACAAUGAAAAUUGAAAAGAAUGGAGAAAUUUCUCUAAAUUUCGUACAUCCUGGACCUCUUUUAUACAAUAUAUUGUAUAAUAAAGAGGUCCAGGAUGAUAUAUACUCCUUAAAGUUCAAUCUCCCGUACUGCACAGUAGGCAACGAGUCCGACCUGCCGUCAGCUUUGCAUGGAGACGUUCUAUUAAGGACUCUAUCAUUGAGUCUCCUAUACAGUUCUAUUUUGUGGAACUGUGUCCCGACUAGCAUUUCUAAAGCAUGUCUCUGACAACGUUUGCGGUAUACAACUCUACUAAACAACUGGUAUGCCCUUCAAACAAAACGAUAUGAAUGUGCCCUGACCUGCAGUUCGUAAAUAACAGUUGUUUAACUUAUUAUUUACUUAACGAAGUACACCAGGAGAAGGUAGGUCAAUCGGAAUUUAAUUCAUCUGACAUGUAUAUUAUCAGUUGUUAUGGAGGAGAAAGGCAUAUUAUAAGACACUCUAAAAAAAAUUGCUGUUGUAAAUAUUGCGUUGCCGUCGUAAAUCAAGGCGAAAUUUAUUAGAUUCCCUACACUGUACUGUACCUUUAAACGUUUCCUUGUCAGGUGUUCUGUCAUUGCUAAAGGUAGAAAUUGAUUUUGAGCUCUCUUGUAUUGCUCCCAAUCAAAGGAAUUGUAUGACUUUUCCAAGACUUUAAUAAGGAGUUUAUGCUCUUGUUUUUUUUCGUUCUGAGUUUACCAUUCAUGUACACAGGGACCAUUUUAACGAGUCUACUUUUUAUUUAUAUAAUAAUUAAUAAUUUUAUUCUAAAGAAUUAACCAAGCCACAGUCAUAUCAUCUUCAUUUUAAAAAUCUUACAAGCAUGCCAUGUGACUCUAUAUAUCAGUUCUCAAAGUAUCAAUACAAAAUGUUUUUUGAAGCUUUUGGUGUUAUACUGUAGAAUAAUUUCUGCUUAUAUGGAGCUAGAGAUCAUUUUUUGCUUACUUUUCACAAAUGUUGUUUAUCCCUAUUUUGAUGUAUUUACCACAAUAUCUAGCUAAUAGGUUACUUUUAGCAUUUAAAAAAGACUUGUAGCUACUGGUAUCAGCAACACAAAAAAAUAUCAAAAUAUUUGACCCCAUGACAAUAAAAAAUUACUUUAUAGAAAUAUUGUUUUAAAUUUAUUUAUUUUCAACCUGGUAAAAUGUAAUAAUAUGACUACCAUGGUUUCACUUUUUGUUGCCACCUGUCAAUUUUUUAUUUUUUUUAGCUAAAACUCAUCAUCUCAGUCCAUUUCAGUUAUGUCCCUCAUUGGAGCAAGUCUUCCACCAUUGGUUGAAGGUCAGCUUCGUUGCUUCUUGUCUGUUAAGGUUGGUGAAUUAGUUUGGUCAAUACCCUCUCCUCCAAAAGAUGUCCAAACACAGCUGAUUUGGUGGGGUGAAAAGGGAGAAGGAGUUUUCCUGAGGCCUGAAGUUGUAAAUGACCCUAAUUAUGUAGCUUCUAAACAGAAAACAGAAGCAAAUUUUCCUGUGCGUUGUGGUCCAAAUCAAAUUUCUUCAUAUUUGGAAGAUAUGGUUUCGCUUCAUUUUGAGUUGUUAUAUGGACCUUCAUGUGUGAAGUUUGCAAAAGUUGAUGUACCCCACAUUGGUAAUUUAUCUCCAAAUAAAUCUUUGCAAGGCUAUCACCCUGUUGUUUGUACAACUGCUGAUUUUAAACACAAGGAAGUGGGAAAACUCUUUGUUUUGCUGAGUUUUAAAUCUAUAUCAGAUGUACAUAAUGAUUCAGCUCCAGAAGUUAAAUUAACAAAUCAAACUUCGAUGCCAAAUGUUACUAGCAAAAAGAAAAAGACAAAGAAAAAAGUACAAACUAAGAAAAAUUUAAAUAAUCAGAAGCAUGUAAAGAUUGCCGAUUCUCCUGACAGAAUCAUAUACAAUGUACUUAGUCCUAUUUCAAAAGAUGAUAAAGAUAUCAGUUUUGUUGUUGGUCCUGGACAUACAAACAUAAAGGAGGGAAUUUCCUUAACAAUUGGUGGUGAUGAUGAUUUUGACUUGAUAUUAGAUACAAAAGAAGAUGAUUUGAAAACGAAGGUGGAUAAACCAUCUAAGUAUGGUCAACUGGAGUUAGAAAAUGAACUGCAUUAUCCUGUUCAAGAAGACAUCCUUGAAAAGGAGAAACAACAUAAUAUUCUCUCCACUUUGUUACUAAAAGGACAGCAACUACGUGAUGCCAUGCUUAAGUCUGGUGUCCAGUCAUAUCGGUCUAGAAAAGAAACAGGAUCUGGUGAUUUGAUUAAAGAACUUUUACGUGAUGAAGGUCAUUUAACACAUGAGGAAAUAGAAACAAUAGAUAUAUCUGAAAAAGGACUAAGAGUUAAUGAAAAUAAAAACAUUGAAGCAAGAGCUGUUGAGAUUGUCUUGGGAGAGGGAGAAGAAAGUAAGAUUGAAAACCUUUUGAGGAAACUUAAUAUUUCCGAUGAUGACAAUGAUGAAUUAAGUGAUGAAAAUGAUCCCCUACGUGAUUCGUCACUUCUUUCUGAUUUGUUCUACACCACUAAAAUAAACAAAAAGAUAGAUGAAAGCUCAAUACUAUUUUCUGAUGAUGAGGAUGUUAAGAUUAUUAAAUCUGCAUCAAUUGAGAACCUGAAAGCUCCCAAAAAGUGCAACGAACAAACUGAAGGGAAUGAAAAAGAGAGUCAAGAAAGUUUACAGGAGGAUGAUAAUAUUAAUCAUGUUUUCGAAACAAGUGAUGAAAUUUCCCAGCAAUAUUCUGUCGAUAAUACUGGUAGCAGCGUGCAGGAUUCAUAUAAGAAACUUUUACUGGAGCAAAUAUCCAUUGAACAGCUAACAACUUUAGGUCGUAUUAAAUCUGUUAAAUUUACACUGCACGAAUUGAAUUUACAUAAAGUAAACGCUGUUAGUUAUUUUACAGAAUUAAAAUUUCCAGUCUCUACAAAUGCUUCUUCCAAUGAGCCAGCUCUGGAGAUUGUGAGAUUGGUUUGUCGUAAUAUAUCAGGAGAGAAAGUUAACUUUGAUAGGAUCUCAAUUUUUCCAAUUUAUUUUGACGAAAAGAUGGUAGAAUAUUGGUGGAACAAUCAUGUCGUUUUGACUCUUAUGGCAAAGUUUUCUCAGCAACGAAAGCCGAUGGUAAUUGGAGAAGGACAUAUAAUUCUUCGAAAAGUGAUAAUGGAUGAAAUGUUUUCCACAACCUUUAGUCUGCCCAUAUUUCCUGUUGGUCAAGCUCAUAAACCAUCUCGAACUGUUGGAAAAUGUUGGGUUACUGUUGAACUGCUUCAAGAUAGCACAAAAAAUUUGAAUGUCGCAACCAAUCGAGCAUCAAACAUUCCAUCAACAAAAGUAAAAACAACUAAACUAACACCAAAUGUUUUAUCGACACGAGAAACAAAAAGUAUAAAUAACCGCACAAAUGAAGAAGCUAAAAUACAAGUCAAAGUAGAAACAGUUAGACCCCAAAAAAUCUACCCAACCGAGAAAGAUAAACUUUCCAAAUUGGAAAAGAAAGGAGAGGCAAAUAUGGAAAGUGAUGGAAGUAGUAAAACUUUGUAUAAUAUUAUCUUAGUUGAAGAAGGAAGGGACAUACUUACUUCUUCUAUGAAUGAUUCGCAAACUGGUAAUAUUUAUCUUGCUUGUCGGGUGUUUUGGGCUACAGAAGAGAUGAAAUCAAAGAUAUGUUGGAAUUCCAGUAAUCCUGUUUUUGAAUAUCAGAAAGUAACACCUGUUUCUAUGGCAACACAAUCUAUAAAUAAAAUGAGAAACAAUUUGAUGAUUAUAGAAGUCUGGAAUAAAUCAACAACAGUAGAUAGAGAUAAGUUAAUUGGAAUGUGCAAACUAUCAUUGCACCACUACUACAUGUCUUUUAAAGAUCCUGUAUUGGCAGAAACCAUUUUAAAAUCAAAGUUUCCAGUAAUAUCACGUGAUGAUUGGAUACCUGUUAUUAAUUUAUUUACUGGAGAUAGACACGGAAGCUUAAAGAUUAUAUUUGCACUUGGAAGUUACGAUCAGGUAAUGGAGUUGCUACACAUGCAUAACAUGAAGAAAAACACAAUAUCUAGAUCUAGAGAUGGACAAAGAACUGUGGAAGACAAGUUGAACAUCGGUCCUAAUCAAAUGUACCAUCAAAUAGAAAUCACUUUGGAACGUGUCAAUGGUAUGCUACAUGGGAAUCAAGAGGUCUGGGGAGAGACAGAUUGUUACAUACAAUAUUAUUUCCCUGAACAAAAAAGAGAUGACAUAAAAUUGAGCUGCUUCCAGUCAAAGACAACAUUAUGUACACCCAAUCCUGUUUUUAACCACUCCACUAACCAUACUUUUACUAUGGAUAAUCACUCUCCCCUGCAGGGGAUUUUAUUGCAAGGGUUUAAUUCAUCUUCUUCACCCGGUGAAGUUAUUUUUGAACUGUGGAAAAGACAUUACUAUCCAAAUGUGCGAGAUCAAAUGAUAGCGAAGGCAGGUUUACCAUUCGCAAAGCUUUGUGCGAUGAUCACACUUCACGGUCAAAACAAUUUGUCAACACAAACAUUCCAUCUACCUUUAAACUCAGUGAUUUUGACAGAAGAAGCUCAAGCCUGCAGUGCGUUGAACUUGCUUGUGAAGUACCAAGUGGACCGAGAUAUGGAUGUAACGUAUGAACAACCGCGAAAUCUCGUAUGUUUGUCUGUUUCAGUGUUGAAAUUGUGUGGAUUAAAGACGGCUGCAUCAAAGUUAUCACAGUACAAUUCCAAGUUAACAUACUACGCAGACGUUGGUUUAAAUGUCUACGUAAAAUUCUUCUUAUCGUUUCUGGGUGAUACAUCUUUUCGCUCGACACGCAUCGCAGCGAAAUGUUUUGCGCCAGCAUUUUCAUAUCAUACGGACUUCCCGUUACCUGUACGAAAAGAAAAUCAUCCCAACCAAGAAGUUAGCUUAGCAGAACUGAUGGAGAAUGGAUUUCUCACAUGUCAUGUUUUCCAUGCGUAUAGCGAAAAAGGAUUAGAUGAUGUAUUACUUGGCGAAACGAAUAUUCCUUUACGUAAUAUCUUGUCGCACACCACAGGAUUAAAAGGAUGGUGGUCAUUAAAUUUACCCUCAAAGUACCAAAAAAUGAAACAAUGCGCUGGGGGUAUAGAAAUCGAAGUCAAAUUUCCUCAAAACACAGAUCGUGAGCUUGUUGUUAAUACUGGUCGUGGAUGCGGGUGGCGCCCUGCAAUUGAUGUGCAGUGUUGUGACGAAGAAUGGUUGUCACCUGCAGAUGUUAAGGACGGUGGCGCUUGCUUCAUCCGUAUUCUUGUUCAUCAGUUGUUGUUACCAGAUAAUGUUUUCAAGAGUAUUUUUACACACUCUAACGAAAUGCAGAUACCGUAUACGAAGGUCUAUGCGCGAUACAAGUUUUACAAUAAAGCCGCCAUUUGUAGUCAAUAUUUUGCUAUCAAACAACAUAAAGAUAGAGAUUACGUCAUAAAGUUGUCUAAUGUGAAAUCAUAUGAAGUUUCGCCAACAACGUCGUUCGCUUGGUACUUGCGUGAAGAGAAACUUGAAGUUCAGUUUUGGUUGAGCUGUGCAACUGAGUGGACGAGACGUGCUCAACCUCAAUCCUGUGAUAAACAUCUCGGUUCUGUGUAUGUCGAUAUGAGCUCAUUUUCGACUUCACCUUUCAAUGUUCAUUCAGUUAGUGGAGAGUAUAACUUAUUCAAGCCUGGUGCUGAAAAUAUUUGUGAUUGCAGCGCAAGAAUUUCCAUUUCAUUUAACGAAAAAUACACCGAAGUGGAUACAAAGACUAAUGGCUCGUUAGAUUCCUCUUCUGAAGAUGCUACACUGUUGAACGAAAGCAAUCUACUUAACGAUAUUUGCACGCAGACCAGUGGAAAUAAAAUAACUCAAAAUGACGGCUUGCAAGAAGUGACAGAAAGUGAUGACGGAAAACUGUCAAUUCGAUUCCAAAUAGAAGAAGCAUUACACCUUCCAACAUACCUCAAAGAAAGUGAGAGCAUGGAGCCAGAUGUUUAUGUGUCAUACGAACUAGAAAAAAAGGGGCUUGUCUUCACUGAUAUUUAUCACAAGUCAGCGAAGCCAAGGUUUAAUUUUCAGAAGUUAGAAAAAGUUCACAGAGAAGUAUUUGAUGAUAAAUAUUUGGACUUUAAAGUAUGGCGUUGUGUAUCUAACAUUCAAAAUGCGGAAAAAGAUAUAUUAAUCGGUGUCGCAAAAGUUGAUGUGUCUGCCCUUUUUUACGGAAUGAAACAAAUAAUCGGUUGGUAUAACAUUCAUGAUUUUAACGGUCAAACUGCUGGUCAACUGAAAGUAGGUGUCAUACCCGCUGUGGCGAUAUCACCCUCACGUUCAGCAAAAUUCUUUAAACAGUUUGAAUUUAUGCAACCAGUGAACCUAGAUAUGGCUUUUUUUUCAAAAUGUCAAGAUGCGACAAAUAGCUUAUCUGUUGGUGGCAUACCUGAAACAUCAAAAUCUAUGUUGUUUGAGCAGCUGAAGCAUAAUUUACAAGAUCUCAGUGAUUUAACUUCUAACAUUAGAAAAAGAGUGGAUUCAGAAUGGGGGGUAAUGGCCGUUGAAAGUAAGCCACAUCCACAUACGUCAUCGGGGUCAGCUGAUAUUACUGUAAAUGAAAAAACAGACGGUGCGUAUACCAAUGAUAACACUAAUGGUGUUAACAAGACUGUUAAUAAGAAAAUGGAACCUUUUAUUGUAGAGGAAGGGUGCAAAACAGUAGAUCAAUCUCUUCCUGUCGCUGUGAAAAACCUUGGCAGAGAUUUAUCGCGACAUGAUAGUGUUGUUUCAGAUAACGAAUCAUUUGUUGAAUUUAAAAAAGGACAAGAUGGGGGAAAAGUGAAUAAUUUUGAAGAUUCAGAAAAAAUUAAAGCAGAGGGUAGCGCUGAGGACUCCGAAUUCUCCUUCAUUGAUGUGGUGGAGACAGGAGAAAGAAUCGAGGAAGAAAAAUCGCAUAGUACGGACGAAUUGAUGGAACAUUUGCGAGAGUUUGAACGAAAAUAUGAACACUUAAAACAAAUUGUCCUAUCUGAUGAUGACUGUGACCAUAAUGAUGAUGAUGAUGAUGAUAAUGAUAAUGAUGAUGAUUAUAAUGACCGGGAGGUAAAAAAGUCGAACUCUGACAAUAUUUUUCAUGCACAUAACAUUGAUAGACUACACGAAGAAAUUGAUGAAGUGAUUAAUGUUAGUAGUAAAGAGACCAGUAAUGAGGACAUUAAAACUACUGAUAGUCCUACUGAGGUUCUUACAAACAACCACUACGACCAAUAUUUAGAGACUAAAAAUGAACCAGUUAGUACUUGUGGUAAAAAUGUUCAAGAUGGGAUGAAAGGAAUGGAUAUUGGUGCAACAAAUCUCAAUCAUCAGGAUGACUUAGCAACAUUACCCAACUUUUUUAUGCGUCCUCAGGAGAUGGCAGCUUCAAUAAAAGCGCUACGUAUUGCAGCUAACUUCAGAGGCUCUCCGCGAGUAGGAAGUGUAUCCGAGAAUAAAUCUGAUUAUAAAAGUAGCGAUGAAGAGAAUCCAAUGCGACGGAAGCUUGAGCAUAACAUCGAUAAAUCUUUUAAAGAGCGUAUUAGAACCAAACUUCCAGUCGAAGCCUCUGAAAUGGCAAGAAUUUCCAGUAUAUUUUUAUCUAAGCCAAGUUAAUAUGUUAUAAAUUAUGAUAUGUACAUGAAGUUUAUCUGCAAGUUGCCGUGUAAUUUCUGUGCAUAAAUGUUUUUUAGUCAAGAUUAUUUGAUCAAAAAUUGAAGGACAAGAUGAAUAAAAGUUCCGUACCUAGA